AUGAAGCUCACCGCAACAAUCGCCCUUUCCACUCUCUUCAGCGCCGCCCUGGCUGCCCCUUCUCCCUACCCCAAGGGCGCCGAGGAACCCCAGAACAAAGACGCCAACCUCAAGCUGGUGCGCGUGACCGUGCAGCACGAAAAGGCAACCUCCAACACCGAGUUCGCCAUCACAGACCCAGACACGAAGGACACUCUCGCGCACAUGUGCGCGGACUCCCUCGGCGGCUCCACCGCCCCCGACGCCUUCCCCGUCGCAGUCGACAUCGACCCCACUGGCUCGGGCAAGAUCACCAUUAACGACAAAGAAUACCGCGUGCAUUCAAAGGCGCAGGUGUCAGGAGGCGUGACCUGCACCCGGAUGUUCGACGACGAUGAGCUGCUCGUGACCUGUGACGAUGUCCCCGUCCCGGCCGAGUCGCUGGAGAGGAUGUCGAUUGCGACUCGACAGAACUGUUUCGACGGAACGAUGCAUUUCCAUCGCGCGCGAGACUUCGUUCUCGGUGAGGUGAUUGCCAACGCUACUGCUGAGGGUGUGCACGGCCUGCAGAGCCGUGAGGAGGACCCGUGUUCCCCCGAACACGACGGUAUCGACCUCCGUGGAGACGGGAGUCCGAAACAGAGAUACUUGCAUAAGCAGAUCAGCGAAAACAUCGGCUGCACAAAUGCCGCAACCUGCACCGUUGGCCGCACCGAGUCCGAAUCCUACUCAAUUGGUUUCUCUGCAUCUCUAUCCGGCGCGGGCUGGAUUACCGGUGGAUUUGACGUCUCGAGGAGUUGGUCCACUGGCAACACAUACUCGUGCUCAGGGGAGGAGGGCGACGAAGUCUGCAUCUGGUACAAGACCGCCCACACGGCGUACGAGGUGCACCGUGAAGGCUAUACGGACUGCUUUAUGACUACCUGUGGCGCGCAUUGUCCCGAGGCGGACUACACGCUGACCUCGCCCAAUGAGAGAAACAAGGGUGGUGGGUAUUACUGCGUUAUUGGCACCUGUCGGAGCAAGGGCGAGCAGUAUUGGGAGGAGGGUCGUGACGGUGAGGCUUAGGUAUCCUGGGUAUGUAUUGGCUACUAUUAGCUUUGGUUUAUGAUGUUUUCAUGAAGUUUUC
Messenger RNA from Aspergillus campestris IBT 28561, 1108 nucleotides. RefSeq lists its product as uncharacterized. The coding region runs from base 1 to 1047 and encodes 348 amino acids. Lineage: Eukaryota; Fungi; Ascomycota; Eurotiomycetes; Eurotiales; Aspergillaceae. The transcript has 2 exons. The record is from RefSeq and is a predicted model, not a curated record.